AUGUCUACACACGCUAACGUUAGCGGAGGAGGGGACGCUAGCAGCAACAGCGCGGGCGCAGGGGGGGAAGGCAGCACUAGCAGCAGUCCAGUUGGGAACACCAAUGGGGGUACAACCGAGUCCUCGGGUGCUGGGGACAUUGCUGGAACCUCACUAGCAUUCACAACAGAAAUGUCUCCACCGCCGACGGUUCCACCAGCCAACCCCGUCACCCCAAUAAACCUUAUGGAUACGUGCGCUGUGUGUAAACAAAGUCUCCAGACCCGUGACUGUGAACCCAAACUCUUACCGUGUCUUCAUUCAUUUUGCUUGAAAUGUAUCCCCCAGCCAGAGCGACAAGUUACCGUACAGGUGCCCGGGCCGAACGGACAGCCAGACACCCACAUAGGUGAGUGUAGCCCUUGAUCAUGACUCUCAGUUCCAUCACAUUAGUCAUUGGACGAAGGCUUCUUCUGUAGGGGGGAGUUUUGUCAGCCAGACACCCACAUAGGUGAGUGUAGCCCUUGAUCAUGACUCUCAGUUCCAUCACAUUACAGUCAUUGGACGAAGGCGUCUUCUGUAGUGGGGAGUUUUGUCAAGAGUCGCGACGAUCGGUCUUAACAUUAACACACAUCACUUGCGACACGGUUUUGAAAGUAUAAGGACUUUAUCUUCCAUAUCGGCGAUAAAUAAUAAUAACACACCUUUUUAUAGGGUUAGGGUUCCCACACGGCCAUAUUUCCAUGUUACAGCGCUUGUUUACGGAAAACAGAGUGGACUGACUACCUGUGCUAAUUAUCUAGCUAUCUGCAUCUCCGAACACCUGUGUGUAAACGGAAGACGGAUGCCACAAACGUGUUGUCACUGAAAAAUACUGUCGGCUGCAACUGUGUUAAAACCGUGUACAGUAAGUGUGUAUUUUGCAUUUGUGAAAAUAUUUUAUAUGAAAGUAAAGAAUGUUAUGUUCCUAGAACCGUACCGCAAUUGAGAAUCGAUGCACGUUAAGAUUGAGUAUUUGUCUGUUUUGGCUUCCAGAUCAAAUUCGCCCUUUAAACAGAACAUGCAAGGUCCUUGGACUAAGGAGUAACGUUAGGCUCCUUUAGUCCAAUAUUGGGCAAAGGUGAGUGUAGCCUACUUGAUUGAAGUGGUCAUAGAUUAUUUGUACCAGCAAUUGUGUAUAAACAUUGAGUACCAGGCAGCAGCCCAAUGGUCAGCAAGCGUAAUGACAUGCAAAUAAAUCGACUUGAUGGAAAGUUUCAGGAUAAUAUUGUUUUUCAUUAAUUACUAGAUGUCAUAUGGAGAUAGAUAUAUUACUCACAUUGUGACUCAUUACAAUAAUGAUUCACAUUGGGCCUAACCUAGCUAAUAAUGGGAGUGCAACAUAGCAUACUGAAUAGUCAACAGCCCCUGGGCCUGAUAGGUCUAUGCCAGAAGAGUAUUCAUAUUGAAUAUCACGUGCCCCACGGUAUAAUUAUUUUCAGUUUGUCUUAUCUGUAAAGAGCCUUGGCCUAAGACCCAAAAUUCAGUUUCUCCAUCCUUCCUCAAGGUGGGAAGUUUGUCCAUCCAUAGAGCAUUAUCCUUGCAUGACAAUUACACCAGAACUACUAUGCCCACAUAAAGACAAGCCACAUUCAUAUUUGGUAAGCCCCCAAAAUUCUGUUAUGGUGUGGCUUUGGGACCGGGUGACGUGAUUGUUAUAAGUUUGUGCAUGUCUUCAGACAGAACACACAUUUUGUUUUACUUCUGUUAGCAAGGCUUCCAGGAGUAAAAAUGUUGGAAGAUCGGUGGAUAUGGAAAAGAGCUUGUUUUCUGUCAAAGGACGUUCAAAUGAUAAAUCUCAGAUCUUCAAGUCUGAGGGGCUCUUUGAGCCCACCACUAUGGCAACCAAAUAACCUACCCGGCUAUGGGUCUGUCUGCGGUUGAUAUGGGAAAGAUGCAAUGAUCCAUUUCUCAAAUUGAUCCAUGUGGAGUAGGCCAAACAAUGUGAGAGGACAUCCAUGUGAGAUUGGACCUUAAAGAUAUAGGCCUAUAACGCCAUUGACAAAUCAAAUGACUGAUGAAACAUUGUGCUCUUGGUUGCUUGCUGGGAAGAAAUCAUAUGUUUUCCAGCUAUACUAAUUCAAGUCAUUUAGCAGAUUUUUCCAGUUCAGAUUUGAUUCACAUAGACAGUUAUGUCCAAAGAAGUCAACCAACCAACUUUUUCCAGCUUGCAAUAAUGAUUAGGCCCAUUUCUGACUAGGCAAGACUUUGGAUUACUAUUUACUUUUACUCUAUCAAUGGUCAAUUCUAGUAAACCCGUUCUUGAUACAUUAACCCUAGGCUAACUAUUGACAUUCAGAACUCAUUUACAGACAUUUUAUGGGUAAGUUAUUAAGGCCUAGGUUAAGAUCAUGGGCAACCAAGAACACAUAAUUCCAGCAUUAUUUCUGGCAUGAAAUCAAGGUAAAAUGUUUCCCAUUUUAGUUGUGACCUAGUUCUUCACCUUCUAUUGGUGGACACUUGAUAAUGGCCCAGGAACACUACCCUUUCUGCUUGUCAGCACCCGUUGCGUUCUGGAAGAUGCCAUUAUGACACUUCAGCCUACACCUAGCCUAGUCUGGUCCUCCUAGAUCUUUUUGUGCGUAUUGCAGCCAACCCCUAUGGUCAUUGACGUACCAAAGUUUUGGCAUUGACAAUUACCAUAGUGGUUGGCUAUACACUCCCGAGUGGCGCAGCGGUCUAAGGCACUGCAUCUCAGUGCUUGAGGCGUCACUACAGACCCCCUGGUUCGAUUCCAGGCUGUAUCACAACCGGUCGUGAUUGGGAGUCCCAUAGGGCAGCGCACAAUUUGCCCAGCGUCGUCCGGGUUAGGCCGGUGUAGGCCGUCAUUGUAAAUAAGAAUUUGUUCUUAACUGACUUGCCUAGUUAAAUAAAGGUUAAAUAAAAUGUUUUUAAAAAAUACACCCAAACUGAAAUGGGACCAGGCUACGCCUUGCCUAUUCAAUGCCGAUGGCAUUUUGGGCACUGUGGUCAGAACUACCCAAGGGCUGUGCUUUUUUCUUUUAAAUUAUUAAGACCCACUUUGUCUUAUCAACAUGGCUAAGAUCGGAUGAAUUCAAUGCAAAACAUAAAUACAGAAGCCUAAAUAAGAGCAGUAGACUUAGGCCUAACUGUUUACAAUGCCUUCAUAUAUUUAUUUAUGUGUGCAAAGUCUACAAAAAAGAACAAAAUCGCCACUUGGUUUGGUAUAGCCUACCUACAGCUGAGGGAUUGGGUUGGGGGAAACUCGAAUUCAACGAUUGAACUAUGGAUGCAAGGAAUUGCAGUUCAUGAGAUCGAUAUCAUGGUUUUAAAAAUAUUUUGAAGCUAUACAUUGUUUAUUUACAAAUUAAGUGUUAGGCCAAUCAUACAACAUUAUAUUUGGGGUUAUUUGCCUUGCCCUCAUAAAUCGCUUAUGUGAAUGUGGCAUUUGUGGUUUAGAUUUCAUGUAGACCAGUAAGCCUAACUGUAGCUGGAGGGCCUAACCAUUGAAUAAACAAACAUGUGGACUAAUGGUACAAAAUUGUCAGUGUCAUCCACAUAUAGGCUACUAAAAAGGUCAGACAUGACCGGUGCCACAAAAUUAGGCUAUGCCUAUUUAAUGUUGGCUGUCUUAGUUUUCCCCUAGUCUGAUAGCCAUGUUACAAUUUCAGACAUUCAUGCAUGAAAUUCUGCCUCACCUGUUAUUUAGGUCAUAUAAACAGUAUAAUGUAACAAUAACCAACCAUGAAAUAGAUUUUGCAUUUGGAUACAAUGUUUGUGUGCACUGCAAUGUCUGUGUGCAUGCGCCCUGACUUGCCGCAGUUGAAAGUGUCACAGCUGCAGUGGCAGAUCAGAUCAGCCUUGGUGGUGUGGUCUCACAAACCCUCUCCAGCUGCACUCACAGCCAAUCACUCACAGCCCCCUGCAGCUGGGGCUUACACAAACCGGCUGUGUGCAGCCCGAGCCAGUAUAUACUGGCUCAAACCGGUCUGAGCUGGUUUGUGCUGCAUCCAGUGAUGUACAGGGGAUUUAAUUGAUGGGUUUAAGGGAGUUGAGAGGAGUUAAGUGUGGAGUAGUUAAGGAUUAUGUAUUCAACAUUUAGGGUUAUGUAUUUUCAACAUGCAUAUCAUUGCCCACUUAUGAUAUAGCUCACUGAUUUACAUAUCUUGCAUGAGCAUAGCUACUUCAUUAUUCAGAAAACUUGAAAAUAAUAGGAAAUAUUGGGGUGAAUCAGAAUAAAUAAUAUAAUUUAAUGGAUUUAUAUAACUCUUUUCCCAACCCUCAAAGGGAAACUGCCUCAUCAACCGGUCGGGAUUGGGAGUCCCAUAGGGCGGCGCGCAAUUGGCCCAGCGUCGUCCGGGUUUGGCCGGUGUAGGCCGUCAUUGUAAUGAAGAAUUUGUUCUUAACUGACUUGCCUAAUUAAAUACUUUUUUUUUAAAAAAAUAAAUAUAUAUUUAUUAUUAUUUUUUAAUCUACCACCAAUAUGUAGCACCCACCUACUUAGGCCCUAUAGGUCCUGUGUAGCUCAGUUGGGAGAGCAUGGCGUUUGCAACGCCAGGGUUGUGGGUUCGAUUCCCAUGGGGGGCCAGUAUAAAAAAAUAAAUAAAUAUAAACUCACUAACUGUAAGUCGCUCUGGAUAAGAGCGUCUGCUAAAUUACUAAAAUGUAAAAAUAAUGUAUUUCAUAGUCCGCUAUUCAUAUGGUACUUACCAAUUCAAUUGUAACAUCUUUAUUAUUACUAAGUUUAAGUACCAACCAAUGGUAAAUGGUAAAAAACUGACAUGGCUGACCUUUCUCAAACAAGGCUACCCAGAAACCAGUCUUUCCAUACAGUUCAGACUGUAGAUACAAUCAAACUCAUCUUCAUAAAAAAAAAUGCAUUGUGUUUGUGACAAGCUGAGAACAUGUGGAGGGACAAAUGAUCAUUCAAAAAUGUAGUUGAACCAGCUUGUGAUGCCUAAUCUGUUUGAUGAUUUGCAUCCAUCUCUUUUCUAUAUAGGCUUUUUGAAUAGCCUCUGACCUAUGUAGUAUCUGUAUGAAAACAAUUAGUGAGAAAAUGCUGUUUUUUUGCUGAUUUCAAAUGUUUUCUUUGGCAAUUUCACCCCUUCUUAGGCUAUAGGCCUAACCAGUGCUUCUCUCUCAUAUCUUUCCUCUGUCUACUCUAGUGAAUGUGAUGCGGUGCAUAGUUUGUUGUCAAGACUGCAAACAGAGUGACAUCAUUGACAACUACUUUGUCAAGGACACUACCGAGGCCUCCAACACUUCAGAUGAAAAAUCUGCACAGGUAUACCACAAUUGAUAACACAAUCCAGUUACAUUCAAUUGGAUGGUUGAUUUAUUACAAGCUCCCCUUUUAUCAGCAGCAUGUAGCCUAGCCUAAGUAUGUGUCUAAGUGUAAGUGGGGACAUGUGUUUUGUCUCAUUCAGAUGUGCACCAGUUGUGAGGACAACGCAGAUACCAUAGGGUUCUGUGCAGAAUGUGGAGAGUGGUUGUGCAAGACCUGCAUUGAGGCUCACCAGAGGGUCAAAAUCACCAAGGACCACAAGAUCCGCAAGAAAGAAGACGUCUCUGAGGGUAAACUGCCCUACAAACCUAAACACAAUAUGAAAUGUGUACCCUGGAAUAUCAAGUGACAAUUUGACAUAGUUGCAUGUGUAGGCCAGCACUUUCUAUUUGCAAGGAGGAGGCUCUGGGGUAGGCAUUUGCUGUCUCAUAGCACGGUGUAGUUUUUCCAGGCCUCCUAACUUCAUAGCUGAUUUGCUGUUGCCAUGGCAACCAUGCUGCAGAAUCACUGACAUGCAGUACUAUAUAUUGUGGUUCUAUCAGACUUUUCUGAAGCAUUAAUUUAUGUAUCUCUCUCUUGCUUCUAUUCUUUCUCUCACACUUUCUUUCACUUUUUUUCCACUCACCAUAUUUCAUAUUCUUUCAUUCUUUCGUUUGUUUCUCUCGGUCUCUGUAGAGUCUGUAGGUGCGUCGGGUCAGAGACCUGUGUUCUGUCCCGUCCACAAACAGGAGCCCCUGAAACUCUUUUGUGAAACCUGUGACACACUCACCUGUCGGGACUGCCAACUGCUGGAGCACAAGGAGCACAGGUAGGACAUGCAGUGCAUAGACAACACAGGAAUGAUCUUUAGAAUAGGGCAUCUAAAUCUGUAGUGGAUACUGGUCGGUGGUGGUGGAUGGUAAUGCAUUUGGUUUUGUGUUACAUUCACAUACACUACCGUUAAAAAGUUAGGGGUCACUUAGAAAUGUCCUUGUUUUUGAAAGAAAAGCAAUUUUUUUGUCCAUUAAAAUAACAUCAAAUUGAUCAGAAAUACAGUGUAGACAUUGUUAAUGUUGUAAAUUGCUAUUUUAGCUGGAAACGGCUGUUUUUAAUGGAAUAUCUUCAUAGGCGUACAGAGGCCCAUUAUCAGCAACCAUCAGUCCUGUGUUCCAAUGGCACAUUGUGUUUGCUAAUCCAAGUUUAUCAUUUUAAAAGGCUAAUUGAUCAUUAGAAAACCCUUUUGCAAUUAUGUUAGCACAGCUGAAAACUGUUGUGCUGAUUUAAAGAAACAAUAAAACUGGCCUUCUUGAGACUAGUUGAGUAUCUGGAGCAUCAGCAAUUGUGGGUUCGAUUACAGGGUCAAAAUGGCCAGAAACAAAGAACUUCCUUCUAAAACUCAUCAGUCUAUUCUUGUUCUGAGAAAUUAAGGCUAUUCCAUGCGAGAAAUUGUUUUCAGCUGUGCUAACAUAAUUGCAAAAGGGUUUUCUAAUGAUCAAUUACCCCUUUGAUAAACUUGGAUUAGCAAACACAACGUGCCAUUGGAACACAGGACUGAUCGUUGCUGAAAAUGGGCCUCUGUACGCCUAUGUAGAUAUGCCAUUCAAAAUCAGCAAUUUCCAGCUACAAUAGCCAUUUACAACAUUAACAAUGUCUACACUGUAUUUCUGAUCAAUUUGGUGUUAUUUUAAUGGACAAAAAAUUUGCUUUUCUUUUGAAAACAAGGACAUUUCUAAGUGACCCCUAACUUUUUAACGGUAGUGUAUCUCCAAUGAGGAUCGGGCACAAUGAGAAAAGCAGCAAUCUCGUCCAGUGAUCUAAGCCCUAGUGUUCUUUGCUGAACAAAGUUUAUCCUCUCUCAGGUACCAAUUUCUGGAGGAGGCCUUCCAGAACCAGAAAGGCUUCAUCGAGACACACAUGGCCAAACUGCAGGAGAAAAAGACCUACGUCCACUACUCACACUCUCACGUGACAAGCAGGUACAGCAGCAUUCCCAUCUCUUCUGUGAAAGUCUUGUAAUGCGACUUCAUAGCUGCAGGGGGAACUUUCUUCUAGGUACAAAUCUGGAACCAGCUUCCUGUCCCCCAAUCCUAAUCUUAACCACAGUGGGGCAAAUGCUAAACUGACCCAAGAUCAGUGUCUUGGGGCCAUUUCACCCUACAGCGAUUUCAUACAGGUUUGUUAAUGGGUUGAGGACAAUGUCCCCUCAAGCAGCGCGCGGGUGCGCAGUAGCCCCGAGACUGCUGCGCAGCUCCCCCGGGACUGCCAGCCAACGGAGAGAAGCACGAGAUUCAAUUUCACUUAACUUUCUAGAGUUUUCCAUGUUAGUUUCCCUUUACUGUGGAAUUGUGAACGAAUCAACGCAAUAUUAGCCACUUUCAAUGCAACAUACCUAAAUAAAACUAACUAUGUUAGUAUGUAAAACUAACUAUGCAAGAGAUUUUGUUGUAGGCAGAACGCAUCGGAGUAGGAUUCUAUUGCAUUAACAUGAACGACUCAGCCCGUACUCUACACAGACCGGUGUGGUAUAACCGAUCAGAGCUGCAGUAGGCCUAUAUGCAAAUAGAUCAUUACCAUAAAUGGAGCUGUGCCAUUUACUUUGAACUGAACUGUGUUUACAGCAUGAGCGGUCGUGAGUAGAUGAACUUGUGCAGCGAGAGCUGCAUGUAGGCCCGUGUGCACAUUUUGUUCAUGUCCUUUGCUAGUUAGUGAGUUAUUAGCCCAGUUAUAGAUAAUUUGUGGUCAGCAAUAGGGGAGUUUUUGCUUCCUACAAGAGCACAAAACGUGUACAUGUCUAGACAUCUUUGAAAAGUGAGUCUGGUAAAGAGCUUUCUUUUGUCUUAAAGGGGUAGUGUUGUAUUUUGAGGCAGGCUUGAAAAAGCUAAGUAGCCAAUAAGCAGAGGGUAGUAUAAUUUGUCUGAUUCUCUGUAAUAAUGGUAUGGGAAUAAUAAUGCAUUUUAUUUUGUAUAGUGGUUUCUUUCAUCAAACAACACAACAAGAUUUUCAGUCACCUCCUUGUCUGAAAGACAAGUGGAUAAACAGGUUGUCAAGCCUUGCAUGUUUUUUUUCAAAAGUCUUAUCCUCAGGGGUGCGUGCUCAGUCCCCUCCUGUCCUCCCUGUUCACCCAUGACCUCAUGGCCAGGCACGACUCCAACGCCAUCAUUAUGUUUGCCGACGACACAACAGUGGUAGGCCUGAUCACCGAUAACGAUGAGACAGCUUAUAGGGAGGAGGUCAGACCUGGCCGUGUGGUGCCAGGAUAACAACCUCUCCCUCAACGUGAUCAAGACAAAUGAGAUGAUUGUGGACUACAGGAAAAAGAAGAGGACCGAGCACGCCCCCAUUCUCAUCGACGGGGCUGUAGUGGAGCAGGUUGAGAGCUUCAAGUUCCUUGGUGUCUACAUCACCAGCAAACUAUCAUGGUCCAAACACACCAAGACAGUCAUGAAGAGGGCACGACAAAGCCUAUUCCCCCUCAGGAGACUGAAAAGAUUUGGCAUGGGUCCUCAGAUCCUCAAAAAGUAAUACAGCUGCACCAUCGAGAGCAUCCUGACUGGUUGCAUCACUGCCUGGUAUGGCAACUGCUCUGCCUCCGACCGCAAAGCACUACAGAGGGUAGUGCGUACGGCCCAAUACAUCACUGUGGCCAAGCUUCCUGCCAUCAAGGACCUCUAUACCAGGCGGUGUCAGAGGAAGGCCCUAAACAUUGUCAAAGACUCCAGCCACCCUAGUCAUAUAUUGUUCUCUCUGCUACCGCACGGCAAGCGGUACCGGAGCGCCAAGUCGAGGUCCAAAGGCUUCUUAAUAGCUUCUACCCCCAAGCCUUAAGACUCCUGAACAGCUAAUCAAAUGGCUACCCGGACUAUUUACAUUGUUCCUCCCCCCACCCCCUCUUUUACGCUGCUGCUACUCUCUGUUCAUUAUCUAUGCAUAGUCACUUUAACUCUACCUACAUGUACAUAUUACCUCGACUAACCUGUGCCCCCGCACAUUGACUCUGUACCGGUACCCCCUGUAUAUAGCCUCUCUACUGUUAUUUUACUGCAGCUCUUAUUUUUAUUUUUUAGUUAUCAAUUUUCUACUUAACACUUAUUUUUCUUAAAACUGCAUUGUUGGUUAAGGGCUUGUAAGUAAGCAUUUCACUGUAAGGUCUACACCUGUUGUAUUCGGCGCAUGUGACAUAACAUUUGAUUUGAUUGUAGGUCUACAUUGAACAUCACACAUUGGCUGCUACUGUAGGCUGAAUGAUAGAACAGCUAUAUCCAUGUUCAAAUGUUAUGAGAUGCAUUUUCUCCAUUGUUUUUUAUGGUAGGCCACUCUGGUAGGCCUACAUUAUGAUCAAAUAGCCACAGUAGCCUACUUGACCACUAUUAAAACUGUAACUUAAAGCGGGUACAGCCCCAGUGUUCACAGUAAACGUAUGCUGGAAGUUGCACAAUUUUCUCAAAGUGCUAUUUUAUUGUUUAUUAGUGUGUUUGUAGUUUGAGUGACUGUGUGUGUCCCCGUUUCCAUCCAGGCUAAAGGAAGUUACUGAGACCCAUAGGAAGGUGGAGCAUGAGAUCAAGAUAGCCGUGUUCACUCUUAUCAACGAAAUCAACAAGAAGGGCAAGUGUUUACUGCAGCAGCUUGAGGUAAGGCCAUUAUGAAACCUAUGCAAGGAAUGUAUUUAAACUUCUCUUCAGAACCCUUUGAAUUUAGAAGAUUUAUGCUCUCAGGCCCAUUUUCCUAGAGCCAGAUUAUGCCUAGUCCUGGACUCAAACACACUUUCAAUUAAGGUUUUUAAUCUAGGGUUCGGGAAACAGGCCUUCAGUGUUUUUAUCAGCAUCUACUAAUGAACUGUAUCUAGGCCUACAGUACCAGUCAAAAGUUUGGACAAACCUACUCAUUCCAGGGUUUUUCUUUAUUUUUACUAUUUUCUAUGUUGUAGAAUAAUAGUGAAGACAUCAAAACUAUGAAAUAACACAUAUGGAAUCAUGUAGUAACAAAGUGUUAAACAAAUCCAAAUAUAUUUUAGUUUCUUCAAAGUAGCCACCCUUUGCCUUGAUAACAGCUUUGCACACUCUUGGCAUUCUCUCAACCAGCUUCAUGAGGUAGUCACCUGGAAUGAAUUUCAAUUAACAGGUGUGCCUUGUUAAAAGUACAUUUGUGGAAUUAAUGCGUUUUAGCCAAUCAUUUGUGUUGUGACAAGGUAGGGGUGGUAUACAGAAGAGAGCCCUAUUUGGUAAAAGAACAGCUCAAAUAAGCAAAGAGAAACGACAGUCCAUCAUUACUUUAAGACAUGAAGGUCAGUCAAUACGGAACAUUUCAAGAACUUUGAAAGUUUCUUCAAGUGCAGUCGCAAAAACCAUCAAGCGCUGUGAUGAAACUGGCUCUCAUGAGGACCGCCACAGGAAUGGAAGACCCAGAGUUACUUCUGCUGCAGAGGAUAAGUUCAUUAGAGUUACCAGCCUCAGAAAUUGCAGCCCAAAUAAAUGCUUCACAGAGUUCAAGUAACAGACACAUUUCAACAUCAACUGUUCAGAGGAGACUGCGUGAAUCAGGCCUUCAUUGUCGAAUUGCUGCAAAGAAAUCACUACUAAAGGACACCAAUAAGAAGAAGAGACUUGCUUGGGCCAAGAAACACGAGCAAUGGACAUUAGACCGGUGGAAAUCUGUCCUUUGGUCUGAUGAGUCCAAAUUUGAGAUUUUUGGUUCCAACCGCCGUGUCUUUGUGAGACGCGGAGUAGGUGAAUGGAUGAUCUCCGCAUGUGUGGUUCCCACCGUGAAGCAUGGAGGAGGUGGUGUGGGGGUGCUUUGCUGGUGACACUGUCAGUGAUUUAUUUAGAAUUCAAGGCACAAUUAACCAGCAUGUGAUACGCAAUCUGCAGUGAUACGCAAUCCCGUCUCGUUUGGGCUUAGUGGGACUAUCAUUUUGUUUUUCAACAAGACAAUGACCCAACACACCUCCAGGCUGUGUAAGGGCUAUUUGACCAAGAAGGAGAGUAAUGGAGUGCUGCAUCAGAUGACCUGGCCUCCACAAUCAUCCGACCUCAACCCAAUUGAGAUGGUUUGGGAUGCGUUGGACCGCAGAGUGUUAAGGAUCUGUGGGAACUCCUUCAAGACUGUUGGAAAAGCAUUCCAGGUGAAGCUGGUUGAGAGAAUGCCAAGAGUGUGCAAAGCUGUCAAGGCAAAGGGUGGCUACUUUGAAGAAUCUCAAAUAUAAAAUAUAUUUUGAUUUGUUUAACACUUUUUUGGUUACUACAUGAUUCCAUAUGUGUUAUUUCAUAGUUUUGAUGUCUUCACUAUUAUUCUACAAUGUAGAACGUGGUCCUCUGUAGCUCAAUUGGUAGAGCAUGGCGCUUGUAACGCCAGGGUAGUGGGUUCGAUCCCCGGGACCACCCAUACGUAAAAAUAUAUGCACACAUGACUGUAAGUCGCUUUGGAUAAAAGCGUCUGCUAAAUGGCAUAUUAUUAUAGAAAAUAGUAAAAAUAAAGAAAAACCCUUGAAUGAGUAGGUGCGUCCAAACUUUUGACUAGUACUGUAUAUAUUGAGAAACAUGAAUACUAAUAAAUCACUAUGAACUUAAUCUCGCUCCUACAUUGCCAGAUGAUGGGAAGUUUAUUCUGUGAUGUUACUUGGAUACCGUUUUAAUUGAAUAGAAAAGGGGUUAUGCUUGACCCUAAUUACAUAGUAAUUACAUAGGUGGUUGCCUGUUGGUAGUGGCAGGUAGCCUAGUGGGCUGCAGGUAGCCUAGCAGUAAUGAGUUUUAGGCCCGUAACCGAAAGGUCACUGGUUCGAAUCCCCGAACAGACUGAAAUCAGUUGGUGCCCUUGUCCAAGGCACUUAAACAUAAUUGUUCCUGUAAUUCGCUCUGGAUAAGAGUGUCUGCUAAUUGACUAAAAUGUAAGGUUUCUCCCAACCGUUUGUCCCUUGGUCCUCCAGAGUGUGACUAAGGAGAGGAGCAUGAAGCUGUUUUCCCAGCAGACAGACAUCGCUAACCUGGCCAGGCAGAUCCUCCACGUGCUCAACUUCACCCACUCUGCCAUUAACAGCGGCAGCAGCACCGCGCUGCUUUACAGCAAGAGGCUGGUACGGAGUACAGAUAAACACACACACACUCAGGGAAAAGCUCUCCGCAACGAAAGGCUAAAGAGUGCACUAUAUUAUAUGCGGAAGCUAUGACGGUUGCCCUAUCCUAAAUCGAUCCUCUGUAUAUAGUAUAUUGUCUAUAUAGUACCUACAAACAACAUCCCAAUAUCUUCAUUCUUCAGAUCAUCUACCAGCUGCGCAAGGUUCUGAAGGCUGGACUGGAACCAGUGCCUCAGGCUAAUGGUUCUGUUCGCUUCUUCUGUGACCCCACAUUCUGGGCCAAGAAUGUGGUCAACCUAGGUGAGAGGACCCCCCUAUGACUGUGAUGGGCUUUUGGGGGUUUACUACUCUACAUGCAGGGAAGUAUGCAAGGACAUCUGUUUCUGGUCACCGAUGGUACAGUAUAAAGCAUUUAAUAGAAAGGGAGAUGGGGGACGGGGACGCACUCAAUAUACUUUGAAAUGUCUAAAUCCAAUCGAAACUGUGUAGAAAUGGUAAUGAAAUGAAAUGAUAACUACAUUCAUAGUUUCUUGACUGUGUCCAGCUUGUUAAUAAUCACCGAAAUGAAAGCUAGACAGGUCAGGGAGCAUCGAAUUUAAGAAACGAUGGAUAGAAGACAGUUUUUCUCUCUCAAAUUCUGAUAGUUAGAAAAUAUAACAUAUUUUCAGUGUGGCCCUCCUUACCUAAUUCGGCCUAGUUUGACAGCCUUGGUCUAGGGGAAUCUUCAUACACUCAGUCACUUACUCUUAGCCUCCCCUCUCUCCCCCUCCCACUGUAGGGAACCUGGUAAUCGAGAAGAUGCCCCAGGCUCAGCACCCUCCCAACAUUAUGGUGGGACCCAUCUCCCCGGGCCAUGGCCACCCAGGCCACGGAAAACACCCGGGGCAGAUCAAUCUGGCUCAGCUCCGCCUGCAGCACAUGCAGCAGCAAGCCUUCGCCCAGCAGAAACAACAGCAACAACAACAGCAGCAGCACCAACAACAGCACCAACAGCAGCACCAACAGAGGAUCCAGGAGCAGAUGCGUAUCGCUUCCCAAAUGUCCCAGCAGCACCCCAGGCAGGGUGGACCUCCGAUGGUACAGCAACAGGUAGACUGAGGAGGACAGCAUUUUUUGAUUAUUUUAGGGUACCGUUGUUCCCAUCGAUAGCAGUGGUGUAGUGAAGGGUAAACAUACGUAAACACUGUUUACGCACCUUUUUUAUUUUGCACAAGCGUUUACCCACCUAUUGCGAAAAAAUGCAUUGAAAAUAUAGGUAGUGUUAAUUUACUCACCAAUCAUUUUUUGACCAUUACAUCACUGAUUGAUGGAGUACAUUUGUCAAGCCAGGUUCACUUUUUUAUUUACAGAAAAUAGUUAUACAGUCAUAACAUAGUGGAACUAUAAUAGUAAUCAAUAUUAUCUGUUGCUCUAAGGAUUUAGUUAAUUACAAUGCAAUUUUAUGUAAAAGUCUAACGGUCUCUCCCCAGCCCCCGCGCCUCAUCAGCAUGCAGGCCCAGCAGAGGGGCCCCAUGAACGGCGGUCCCCUCAUGUACCCCCCCCACCACCUGCGCCUCGCCCCGGGACAGGGCCGCAUGCCCAGCCCCAGCGCCCAGCCACGCAUGCCCAACGGUCAGCAGUACCCCCCAAUGAUGCAGCCCCAGCUGCAGAGACAGGUCAGACUACACCACUCACAUUAUGUCCCUGAGGGGAGGUAUAGAUACUUUAUUACUCCCCAAAAGGGAAAUUGAUCAGAAAGACAAUAUCCUUAGAAUAAUAACAAAUACAGUAAACAAAAGAUAUGUUUUAAUGCAGAAACCGGUGUGAGUGAUUGGCACUACUGUCGCCAUUUUGUAGUAGGAUUUUCACUGAGUGUGUAUGUAUGGGUACCUUUUUGUGUUUAGCUGACUAUAGAUUCUGAGAUGAGCCACCACAGGUUUCGUUUGUUACAUCUAACAGGGGUUUGGCACUUUUUCUACUUGUACUUAAAUAGUAGUUGUGUUUUGUGUUGCAUGGGCAUGAUUAGUGAUUAUGCUUCCAAAAGUUACCUUUCAGCACGUCGUAGACCUGGUAGAAUUGAACAAUAAUGAAUAGUCAAUGCUGUUGUAAAUCUCUAGUUUUUGACCUCCUCCCUCCCCUCUCCCUGUAGCAUUCUAACCCAGGUCAUGCUGGACCCUUCCCAGUGGCCUCUCUCCACAAUGUGACCCCAGCCAACCCCACCAGUCCCACCAGUGCCAGCAUGGCCAGCGCCCAUGCCCACCGUGGCCCCGCCAGCCCCAUAGUGGGCGCCAUCGAGCUCAUCCCAUCCGUCACCAACCCAGAGAACCUGCCCUGCCUACCAGACAUCCCUCCCAUUCAGGUACACACAGCCCUCAGGGAGCAGGCACAUGUCACGUACCUCCAAAUCUCACCAAACCUGCUUCCAUUCUCAUCCCGCUCCUUUUCUCCUGGCCCCCACCUCUUUGCUUUUUGUAGAUCUGAGGGGAUUGGAUAGGUGUGAGUAAUACAGUGCAUUCGGAAAGGAUUCAGACCCCUUGACUUUUUCCACUUUGUUACGUUACAGCCUUAUUCUAAAAUGGAUUAAAUUGUAUUUUUCACCUCAUAAAUCUACACACAAUAACCCAGACCCUUUACUCAAUACUUUGUUGAAGCACCUUUGGCAGCAAUUACAGCCUAGAGUCUUCUUGGGUAUGAUGCUACAAGCUUGGCACACUUGUAUUUGGGGAGUUUCUCCCAUUCUUCUCUGCAGAUCCUCUCAAGCUCUGUCAGGUUGGAUGGGGAGCGUCACUGCACAGCUAUUUUCAGGUCUCUCCAGAGAUGUUUGAUCGGGUUCAAGUCCGUGCUCUGGCUGGGCCACUCAUGGACAUUCAGAGACUUGUCCCGAAGCCACUCCUGCAUUGUCUUGGCUGUGUGCUUAGGUUGUCAUUGUCCUGUUGGAAGAUUAACCUUCGCCCCAGUCUGAGGUCCUGAGCACUCUGGAGAAGGUUUUCAUCAAGGAUCUAUAAUAAUAAUAAUAAUAUUAUGAUCUCUCUGUACUUUGCUCCGUUCAUCUUUGCCUCGAUCUUGACUAGUCUCCCAGUCCCUACCGCUGAAAAUCAUCCCCACAGCAUGAUGCUGCCACCACCAUGCUUCACCGUAGGGAUGGUGCCACGUUUCCUCCAGACGUGACGCGUGGCAUUCAGGCCGAAGAGUUCAACUUUGGUUUCAUCAGACCAGAGAAUCUUGUUUCUCAUGGUCUGAGAGUCCUUUAGGUGCGUUUUGGCAAACUCCAAGCGGGCGGUCAUGUGCCUUUUACUGAGGAGUGGCUUCCGUCUGGCCACUCUAUAAUAAAGGCCUGAUUGGUGGUGUGCUGCAGAGAUGGUUGUCCUUCUGGAAGGUUCUCCCAUCUCCACAGAGGACCAAGGCCCUUCUUCCCGGAUUGCUCAGUUUGGCCGGGCGGCCAGCUCUAGGAAGAGUCUUGUUGGUUCCAAACUUCUUCCAUUUAAGAAUAAUGGAGGCCACUGUGUUCUUGGGGACCUUCAAUGCUGCAGACAUGUUUUGGUACACUUCCCCAGAUCUGUGCCUUGACACAGUCCUGUCUUGGAGCUCUACGGACAAUUCCUUCGACCUCAUGGCUUGGUUUUUGCUCUGACAUGCACUGUCAACUGUGGGACCUUAUAUAGACAGGUGUGUGCCUUUCCAAAUCAUGUCCAAUCAAUUGAAUUUACCACAGGUGGACUCCAAUCAUGUUGUAAAAACAUCUCAAGGAUGAUAAAUGGAAACAGGAUGCACCUGAGCUCAAUUUCGAGUCUCAUAGCAAAGGGUCUGAAUACUUAUGUAAACAAGGUGUUUCUGUUUUUUCUUUUUAAUACAUUUGCAAAAAUAAUUACAAAAUCUGUUUUCGCUUUGUUAUUAUGGGCUAUUGUGUGUAGAUUGAUGGGGAAAUAAUCAUUUAAUCCAGUUUAGAAUAAGGCUGUAAGGUAACAAAAUGUGGAAAAGGGAAGGGGUAUGAAUACUUUCUAAAUGCACUGUAUGAUUAAUAUUCAAUGUAACUUCUGCCAUAUUGCUUUAUACCCAUCUGGUCCUUUCCUAUUUUUGCUCAUUGAAGGAGCUAGGGGUAGGGGAAGGGGGUAGGGAGCGGAAUGGGAACCUGGCUCAACUCAGGUCAACUCAAAUGUGGUGCCUAGUGAAAGUCUACACACCCUUUGCACUGUCACAUUUUCUCCCUUAAAUGAAAAAAAAUAAAAAUGAAUUGGGAUUUCCCCCUCCAAUGAUCUACACAACCUACUCCACACUUUCAAAGUAAAAUAAAAAUGAUAUACUUUUUUGGGGGGAAAAUAUAUAUUGAUUGCAUAGGUCUACACAAAAAUCACACAAUUACUUUUAAUUGGGUCCAUCUGUGUGCAAAAGUAAUGGUUUUCAUAAUUUUUUAAUAACUUCUGUCUCUAAGGUACCUCCGAUGUAUAGUAAAUGUCAAACAAUGAUUUAACCUCAAAGCCACGAAAGUGCUUUAAAAACUUGUCAGGGAUGAAUUUGUAGACUGGGACAGAUCAGGGGAAGGUUAUGAAAUCAUUCCAAUGCACUGAAUAACCCUUUGAGUAUAGUAAUUAAGCUGUUGAUGGUGUAUCGUAUCACCUGGGUACUGAGAGGAUCUGACCGUCCUUCAUAACUGCGGUAAGGGAGAGAAUGGAAACUACUAAGCUAACAUAUACCAAGGAUCAUUUAGCUAUUUGAUUUGGAGUUUUGGGACCCCUUAAGGUAUAAUUUGUUAUUUAUUUGACGUAACAUUGAAUUUGGGCUUAUUGCUAUUAGCCCAUAGAAACGCAUUGAAUAACAGCUUCUACAGUUGAAGUCGGAAGUUUACAUACACCUUAGCCAAAUACAUUUAAACUCAGUUUUUCACAAUUCCUGACAUUUAAUCCUAGUAAGAAUUCCCUCUCUUAGGUCAGUUAGGAAUGUCAAAUGUCAGAAUAAUAGUAGAGAGAAUUAUUUAUUUCAGAUGUAUUUCUUUCAUCGCAUUCCCAGUGGGUCACAAGUUUACAUACACUCAAUUAGUAUUUGGUAGCAUUGCCUUUAAAUUGUUUAACUUGGGUAAAACGUUUCGGGUAGCCUUCCACAAUAAGUUGGGUGAAUUUUGGCCCAUUCCUCCUGACAGAGCUGGUGUUACUUAGUCAGGUUUGUAGGCCUCCUUGCUCACACACGCUUUUUCAGUUCUGCCCACACAUUUUCUAUAGAAUUGAGGUCAGGGCUUUGUGAUGGCCACUCCAAUACCUUGACUUUGUUGUCCUUAAGCCAUUUUGGCACAACUUUGGAAGUAUUCUUGGGGUCAUUGCCCAUUUGGAAGACCUAUUUGCGACCAAGCUUUAACUUCCUGACUGAUGUCUUGAGAUGUCGCUUCAAUAUAUCCACAUAAUUUUCCUUCCUCAUGAUGCCAUCUAUUUUGCGAAGUGCACCAGUCCCUCCUGCAGCAAAGCACCCCAAAAGCAUGAUGCUGCAACCCCCGUGCUUCACGGUUGGGAUGGUGUUCUUCGGCUUGCUAGCGACCCCCUUUUUCCUCCAAACAUAACGAUGGUCAUUAUGGCCAAACAGUUCUAUAUUUGUUUCAUCAGACCAGAGGACAUUUCUCCAAAAAGUAUGAUCUUUGUCCCCAUGUGCAGUUGCAAACCGUAUUCUGGCUUUUAUAUGGCGGUUUUGGAGCAAUGGCUUCUUCCUUGCUGAGCGCCCUUUCAGUUUAUGUCGAUAUAGGACUCGUUUAACUGUGGAUAUAGAUACUUUUGUACCUCUUUCCUCCAGCAUCUUCACAAGGUCCUUUGCUGUUGUUCUGGGAUUGAUUUGCACUUUUUGCACCAACGUACAUUAAUCUCUAGGAGGAGAAUCUCAAGGAGACAGAACGCGUCUCCUUCCUGAGCGGUAUGAUGGCUGCGUGGUCCCAUGGUGUUUAUACUUGCGUACUAUUGUUUGUACAGAUUAACGUGGUACCUUCAGGCGUUUGGAAAUUGCUCCCAAGGAUGAAAUAGACUUGUGAAGGUCUACAAUUGUUUUUCUGAGGUCUUGGCUGAUUUUCUUUUGAUUUUCCCAUGAUGUCAAGCAAAGAGGCACUGAGUUUGAAGGUAGGCCUUGAAAUUCAUCCACAGGUACACCUCCAAUUGACUCAAAUUAUGUCAAUUAGCCUAUCAGAAGCUUCUAAAGCCAUGACAUCAUUUUCUGGAAUUUUCCAAGCUGUUUAAAGGCACAGUCAAUUUAGUGUAUGUAAACUUCUGACCCACUGGAAUUGUGAUUAAGUGAAACAAUCUGUCUUUAAACAAUUGCUGGAAAAAUUACUUGUGUCAUGCACAAAGUAGAUGUCCUAACCAACCUGCCAAAACUAUAGUUUGUUAACAAGAAAUGUGUGGAGUGGUUGAAAAACGAGUUUUAAUGACUCCAACCUAAGUGUAUGUAAACUUCCGACUUCAACUGUAUCUCCAUAUAUAUUUCAUUUUUUUUAUUGGUACCCGGCUACCUUCAGACUAGGCUUGUGGGCGUCCUAGAGCAAAACAACCAACAUGUAUGUGAGAGACAUUUCCAUAGAGGGGUCAUAUUAGUGUGUAGCCCAAACGGUUCAGACGCUACAGACCGAAGUUGGCAGAUCGGAUGUACCGACUUCAGACGAGUCCCAUGAUGCUUAUGGGGGUCGUAGAGCAAAACGGAGAAUAACACAGUGUUCAUGAGUUAUCUUUCCAUAGAGCGUUCAAACCAUUUGGAUGCUACAGACGUUUUCGCGAGAAUACAGAUUUUCGGGAUGUCUCAUGGUCUGACAAACACAAUCUAGCUCUGCCACCUUUCACCGCAGAUGCGGAAGGGCGACAUUGGCGGAUGCAGUGGAUUGAGAUGCAGCCCAUGCAAAACAACAUAUCUCUAGCUUAAACUGGCAGAUUUUGAUGGAGAUUUUUUUAUUAUGCUAAUUAGAUUUCCAUGUGGCCGCGUACAUCGACUCUAGGGGGUUGUGGAAAUCUGUGGAUGGAUCAACAACACUGCAUUCAUUCCACAUCACUGGCCUGUAUGUGGCAUGUGCUAAAAAAAUCUAUUCCAAAUCAUCCUUCCUGUUUGCAAAAAGGCCAUUAAGGAAUACUGUAAGAGAACAUGGCAAACAAAUGAACUUUUUUUCAUAAAUGCAAAACUUUAGGUUUGGGGCAAAUAAAAAAACAACAACAUCAUAGUGAACCUUUCGUAUAUUUCAUGAAUUGUGUCGGCAUCAUCAUGUUAAUAUGGGUAUGCUUGUUACCGGCAGGGACUUGGGAGUUUUGUGAAAGGGGCAAAGCACAGAUGAAAGCAUGCCUUUAGUCUUCUGAAGACCUUACACUGGGAUAGAGAUGUAUUUUUCAGGGUGACAAUUAUCCAAAUUAUAAGUCCAAAGAUGCACCAUAAUGGCUUUCCACAAGGUGUUCAGUGUUUCUGAGUGGUGUAAUCUCAGCCCUGACUUAGAUCUGCAUGACAAUCAGAGACAAUACUUUAAUAUUGCUGUCCAUUAAUGAUCCCCAACCAACUUGACUGAGCUUGAGCAAUUUUGCCAAGAACAAUGGAUAGAUGUUGCCCCAAGAGUUGUGGAAAGUUGGUGGAGCCUUAUUCAAAAUUAUUUACAUUUACAUUUUAGUCAUUUAGCAGACCAGAGCGACUUACAGUUAAGUGAGUGCAUACAUAAUUUUUUUCAUACUGGCCCCCCGUGGGAAUCAAACCCACAACCCUGGCGUUGCAAAAGCCAUGCUCUACCAACUGAGCUACAUUGCUGGCAAAAGUAUUAACUAAGGGGUGUGAAGACCUAAUGCAAUCAACAAGUCUUAAUUUUUAUAAUUUUCAUUUUGAAAGUGUGGACUAGUUUUGUGUAGAUCAGUUGGGGGGAAAAUCCCUUUUUUUUAUUUUUUUUAUCCAUUGUUAGAUUUUAAUUUAAGCGAGCAAAAUGUGACAUGUGCGAAGGGUGUAUAGGCUGUCACUAUGCACUGUACAUGGUAAUUCGUCAUCAGAAAUGGUCUCAAGGUGAACUGAAAAUGACCACUAAUUCUGUGUUAUUUUCCUGUGGUUGGAUGCUUUGGCACAAUCAGCUGGAAGACGCGGGCUCCAGCAGUCUGGACGCCCUCCUGAGUCGCUGGAUCUCAGCCAGCACAUACCCUCAGCUAGGCCUGUGGCCCCCCGUGGACAUGAAUCCCUCCCCCGGACUCUCCACACACUCGCCUGGCUCCUCAGGUACUGGAGGACUACAAUGCAUAUACACACACACACACACAGCUUCAAUCCCAUCUAUGAUUUUGAAUCAUUUGUCAAAAACAAGUGCUCAUAUCACUGUCACGUUUUACGAAGAUAAUCUUUUGUAUUACAUGACUUCUAUAUUACUGCUAGGGUUGAAUACCGGUGUCCCUGGACUUCCCGACCAUGCCCCUUUCCGUUUCCCGAGAAAUAUAGGUCCCGUGGACUAAUAAUAUAAAAAUGUAAUGCCGCACUAAUGCAAAAAUACAAAAUAUGCAUGUGCAAAUAGCUGCAUGAACCGGACUUAUCAACUCUCUGCCUUCAUUCAUACAUUAGACUAGUCAUCACAACGCUAGCAGCCUUCCAUAUUAAGCCUACUUGACGUAAAGUCUCCAAUAGAAAACAUAACUUGGUCUACUUGCAUGACUUUUAUAAUUGCAUUGCCGACUAUCAUGCGAUGUCUCAACGCAGUUACUGAAGGCAAUCUCCACAUUCACAAAUCUCCACUACUAUAGUGCUGCUGAAUCUCCGCUACUAGGCCUAUUUUCUUAUGUUUGUUUAGCUGGAAUUGGAUAUGUUCCCUGUGACAGUCUCCACAAUAAGCGGGUUAUCAUUAAGUAAAAACAGCCACAACCCUUAUGAAAUUCCCCUGAUAGCCAGGUGCAAGGGGAGAGAAAAGUGCCAACAAGUUGGCUGACAUCUUUCAGGCAAAGGUAAGCUAAAAUGAAAUGUAAUUUUCACCAGGUUGUUGGUUAAUAACCUUGUAAUAUUGUAGGCCUAAAUCAACAAAAUAGCGUGGUGACUUUGACAGAACUUUGAGUUGAUUCAAUUUUGGCAAAUACAACAAGAAACCGUUAGAUUCAAAUCCAUAUUUCUCCAUUUACAGUGUUAUAAUCAUGUCAGAUCUUUUUUUCUGCUGGUAUUAUUUGCUUUAAUUAGCAUUUCCAGUUUGAACAGGAAUACCGGUAUGGUUGCAAUUUUCUCAGGAAGGAAAUUGUUUUUAUUUUCAGGAAAAUAUUCAACCCUAAUUACUGCCUCAUCCUUGCUCUCUGUCUGUCUCCCACCUGCAGGCUUAUCAAACUCCCACACACCCGUACGGCCAUCCAGUACAUCCAGCACAGGAAGCAGGGGCAGGUAAUGAUGACACACAGGCUUAGCACUAGACCUCUGCGUGGAAAGUUCAAAUGACGCUAUUGCAUAAAACUGUGGAACAUCCAUAGGAUGGGCAGAAGGUAGCAAUGCAGAUAUUGCACCAUAGAGCAAGCUAGUCACUCCUGACCAAUGAGUCCUUCUCUCACUGGUAUACAUGUAAAAGUAUAUGGAUGACUGUAAGGGAGGUCUUGACUGUGUGUGUGUGUAUACGUUUGUGUCCUCAGCUGUGGCUCUGCGGGGAGGCCAGUGCCAGCGAGCGCCCCAAUGGAACAGCAGGUUAAAGUCAAGCAGGAGCCCGGAAUCGAGAAGGAGUGUGGCUUCUCAGGAACCACCUCCUCCAAUGUCAAAACUGAACGAGGGAAGGAUGGAGGGAGGAGUGCGUGCAUGGUAACACACCUCUAACUGCCCAGCUCUUUCACCUCCUUUUAGCCUGUCAGUACCUUGAUCUUAAUCUAGCAGGUAUCUAUGUACCUGAGGCUAUGUACAUUCUCCUCCGUAUUUAUUUGGACAGUGAAGCUAAAAUGUUUAAAUGUGACUCUAUACUCCAGCAUUUUGGAUUUGAGAUCAAAUGUUUCAUAUGAGGUGACAGUACAGAAUGUCACCAGGGUAUUCUCUUACAUAUGUUUUACCAUUUAGAAAUGAAAACACUUUAUAUAUCUAGUCCCCCCAUUUGAAGAAGUCAUAAGUAUUUGGACAAAUUCACUUAUAGUGUAUUAAAGUAGUCAAGUUUAGUAUUUGGUCCCAUAUUCCUUGCACACAAUGACUACCUCAAGCUUGUGACAAACAUGUUGGAUGCAUUUGCAGUUUGUUUUGGUUGUUUCGGAUUAUGUUUUGCCCAAUAGGAACUGAAAGGUGAAUAAUGUACCGUAUUGGUCCGAAUAUAAGACGGCCUUUUUUCCCCUCGAAAUAGGUCCAAAAAAGUCGGGUCGUCUUAUAUUCGGGGUCUAGUAUUCAGAGCGCAGUUUCUCUUCUUCGGCGCUCCCUUUAAAUGUCAAUACACAUUCGCGGGCACAGAUGGCGCCAAAAAUUCGUUCCGGACGGAGGGAAGAGGCGUCCUUAACAACCAGCCCGUUACCGGUGUUUAAAGAUGGAAAGACAGGCUGACCAUUUAGAGACAAGUGGCUCAAAAGUGGGCCAGGUCAAUAAACAACAGCGGAGGAGCUAUGAUGCCAAUUUCAAAAUAAUGGUUGUCAAUAAGGCAGAGUCAUCUAACAACUGCCAAGCUGCCAAGACAUUCGGGGUCACUGAGUGUAAUGUAAGAAGAUGGCGAGCAGAAAAACAACGUCUAAAAGAUGCUAACAGUCAGCGAAAAUCCUUCCGUGGUCCUCAAAGUGGUCGUUUCAUUGAGGUUGACCGGAGGGUUUUUGAAUAUGUCAGGGAAAAAAGAAGUGAGGGAAUGCCCAUUACCAGAGCUGUCAUCCAGGUUAAGGCCCUGGAAAUCGCCAGAGAGCUCAACAUCACUGGAUUUAAAGCCAGCCUCGGCUGGUGUCGUAGGAUGAUGCGGCGUAAUGGACUGUCACUUAGACGGAGAACGAGUUUGGCCCAACGCCUGCCGUCAGACUUCGGAGAGAAGCUGCUUUCGUUUCAGCGCUUUGUUAUCAACCUGAGGAAGAAGCACUCCUACCCGCUGGAUCAGAUCGGCAAUGCUGAUCAGACACCCGUUUAUUUCGACAUGCCAACAUCGGUGACUGUCAAUAGAAAGGGAGAAAAGUCUGUGUUGGUGAAAUCAACGGGCAACGAGAAGAGCCGCGUCACUGUCAUGUUGACAUGUCUCGCUGGUGGCAGCAAACUCCCCCCGUAUGUCAUUCUUAAGCGUAAGACUGUGCCAAAGGACCCAAUGCCAGCUGGCAUUAUUGUGCGCGCCCAGGAGAAGGGCUGGAUGGAGUCGGGGCUUGUAGUGGACUGGCUAAAGGUUGUGUGGGGCGCACGCUACGGGGGACUGAGGAAGAGGAGGAACAUGCUCGUUCUGGAUGCGUUCCGCGGACAUCUGACUGAGCCCGUGAAAAGUCAGGUGCGAGCAAUGAACAGGGAUCUUGUGAUCAUACCAGGGGGAAUGACAAGCCAGCUACAGGUGUUGGACGUAGUUGUGAACAAGCCUUUCAAGGAUAACCUGCGAAAAAAAUACACAGAGUGGCUCCUGUCUGGCAACCACGCACUCACACCGACCGGGAAAAUACAGAAGCCGUCAGUCCGUCUACUGUGUGAAUGGAUCCUGCAUGCAUGGGAUGCUAUUCCCUCACAGAGCAUCAUCGAUGGCUUUAAAAAAUGUUGCAUCUCAAAUGCAUUGGACGGCAGCGAGGACGACGUGCUUUGGGAGGAGCCGGUGGAAGCGGAGCAGCUGGGGAGCGAUGACAGCGAGAGCGAACACAGCGGGGCAGAGGACGUGUGUGAGGGAUAGAGAGACAUCGGAGGAGAAGUUUGGCGAAUUUUUGUUAAGUUUAGUUAAAUGUGUGGCCUGUAUUUUCUCUGUUAUUUAAAAAUGUUGCUUUAUUAUUGCUUGAUAUUAAUUUUGAAUCAUACUGUACAUAGUUUGCCUUUGUGUUUAAUUUGUCAUUUUGGAGUCACUUUUAUUGUAAAUAAGAAUAUAAUAUGUUUCUGAACACUUCUACAUUUAAUGUGGAUGCUACCAUGAUUACAGAUAAUCAUGAAUAAUAAUGAGUGAGUUAGAGGCACAAAGAUCAACCCCUCCCCCCUCCCCCCCUCCCCUGUUAUUGGUAAUGGUGAGAGGUUAACAUUUUUUAGGACGUUUCGGCCUCACUUCUUGGUGCUACACCAGAAUUCUCAAUGUACUUAACCCACUUGAAUGCGUUCAGCUUUUUUUAACGUGUGUGUCUGUCUCACAGAUGAGUAGUCCCGAGAUCAGCCGGACUCCCCCUCUCCCCGUGCUGGGCUCCAUGGCUUCCGCCUCCUCUGUCCAGGACGCCCUCAAGAAGUUGGGGGAGCACGUCAAAACUGAGCCCCAGGACCAGGAGGCCUGCAGCGGGGCCAACGGGCCUAGCAAAGCCCCUAGCACCAGCCCAUCCACUAAGGCCUCAGACGCCCCACUGACCAACAGCAAGGGAGCUGCGUCUGCUGCCGUGCGCACUCCACGCACUGCACAGGGGACCAACCAGAGUGGGGCGGGAGGGAAGGAUGACGACCCCAAUGAGGACUGGUGCGCCGUGUGCAACAACGGGGGAGAGCUGCUUUGCUGUGACCGCUGCCCCAAAGUCUUCCACAUCACCUGUCACAUCCCUACCUUGAAGUGCUCUCCGAGGUGAGCCCCUGAUACAUCCACACAUGCAUGCAUACACACAGGCUGGCGUUGACUAGGUGUCAGAAUGAUAAUUAAUUUAAUUAAUAUUUCAACAUAUAAGCCCUUUAACAUUGGAUGCUGAUAGCUUGCCACACAUCGGCUAUCUUUCUCCCAUGUAUAUGCCUAUAUAUCUAGGUUAUUGCUUCACAUUUUCUCUCUGGGUUUCCCCCCUCAGUGGAGAGUGGAUGUGCACGUUCUGCCGGAGCCUGGCCAGCCCGGAGAUGGAGUACCAGCCUGACGACGAGCCUCGUGGCGAGAAGGACAACAGUGAGCAGGGCCUGAGUCCUGAGGACCAGAGGGUCAGUGGAACCAUCCACCUGUAAUACCUAGAACAUGGCAUUCCCUGCUUACAGUUGAAAGGACUUUCCCAUAGCAUUAGUAGUUACUACUGCCACUGUCAAUUCAAUGCAUUUCCCCACUACUUAUAUCAGUGAAUUUCAGUUGACUUUAGAUGCCGUCACAUUUGAGGAGUAAAUCAGUAUGAAUUAAUUUAUCACACUUCUCUUAGUAAGGAGUAUGUGAAUUACGGACAACUUGUAUUUAGUAAGCUUGAACUCAUGAAGCCUGAUGCGCUACUCUUUCAUCUUUAAGUGCUGCAUUCAGACAGAGGGACACAUGCCUCAUCUUUCUCUCUCUCCUCUUUCUCUCUCUUACUCAAUGUCUCUCGCUCUCUCUCUCUCUCUCUCUCUCUCUCUCUCUCUGUGUGUCCUAGCUGAGGAAUGUUAAGCACUUAUGUAAUGUUCUCCUGCUUAACCACCCCUCUCUCACCCCCUCCCUCUCUAUCGCUCUAUUUCUUUCUGUCUCUCUCUCUGCAGAGGUGUGAGCGCCUCCUGCUGUAUGUUUUCUGCCAUGAGCUCAGCGAGGGGUUCCAGGAGCCUGUCCCUCCCUCUGUAAGUAUCACAAGCAUGUAAAAGGCAAUGCCACCUGUAUUCUAUCUGACCUUGAUGGCCACAUGUACUCAACACCUCUACAGAGUACAGCCUCUCUAGGUUUUUUCUUUCUAGGGACUUUUUCCUGGGCACUGUGUUCUUGAUUCUGCCAUUGCUUUCUUUGGGGUCUUGGCCAGAUUUCUGUAAAAGCACUUAGUGUGAACUGCUGAUUUAAAAAAUACAUUGUAUUUAUAAAUAAAUUAGAUUGAUUGGUUUAUUGAUCCUGCCCUAUGCCCACAGCACAACUUUACUUCAGCAUUGUGGCUAUAACCAUAAUGUUCUGUAUAAUAAAUGAAUGAUCCAAUAUGGCUCUCUAACCAUGGUGUUCCCACCAGAUCCCUAAUUACCACAAGAUCAUCAAGAAGCCCAUGGACUUGACCCUGGUAAAACAGAAGCUACAGUUGAAGCAUGUCCAGCACUACCAGAGCCCCAUAGAGUUUGUCUCGGACGUGCGCCUGGUCUUCAGCAACUGUGCCAAAUACAACGAGGUUAGUGGGCAUGAAUUCCAUGCAUGAUGAGAUGGGGCUGAGUGAUAGUUUAAUGGAUGCAGGAGAACACAUGCACACUAAUCCUGUAUGCGGGCAGUGGAAAUGCACCAUGCAGAAUGUUGAUAUCCUUAUCACACCAUUUUGCAUGAACUUGGGCACCCACAGGGAUUAACACUGGAUGACCGGAUGCAGUUACUGUGUACUCACACUAGACUGUUUGUUUUGAGUGUGGUGUUGCAAAACUAAUUUGCCUAUGUGCUGAUUUUCCAACCUAAAUAUUUUCAUGGCCACUAAUGUAAUGUCUUCCUGGUCAGUUAUUUUGUAAGCAGUGAUAUCGCCUGCUACCAUAAGACUUCUUGAUUUGUUUACUUAUGAGUUAACAAAACAAGCACAUCUAUAAAGCAUUGACUAUUAUUGUCAUUAUUGUCACAAUAUAUUCAAGAUUUUUGUCAUUCUAAAUAACUUGAUGCUUUCUUGCAGCCAGAUUACCUUUAAAAUGCUAAUACAUUCCGUUUUGUCUGUAUUCCUUAUAGCUAACCGUUUCUAUCAAUGAUAGAUAGUUUGUCCUUGACUUGAUAGUUUUUUGGGUGGAGUUUUCCUUUAAUAUCUUGGGCAAGCUAUCUUUUGGUAUUUGUUUCAUUAGUCCAUUGUUGAUAUAGUCCCAAAAUAGAAAUACAGCUGGUAAAUGCAUCAUACGGCUGUAUUUCUAUAUUUUGAAAGUUAUAUCUUGAAAACUUGAUUGCUGACAUGCAAAACAUUUUGGGACUAUAUCAACAAUGGACUAAUGAAACAAAUACCAAAAUAUCGUUUUGAGGGUGGAAUUUUCCUUUAACGUGUAUAUUUUCAAUACAUACUAACCCAAAUACUUGGACUUUUCGAAUGCAAAAGUUGUCCCGUGUGUGGGAUCUUCAUUGCAUUGGACCUUUUGAUAUGGUGUCAAUUUUUACUUUCUUAAUUGAAUCUCUCUGGACAUGUUUUCGAGUGAUGUGUUUAGGGGAAAGAUGCUUUACAAGGAAUUUGGUGAUUUAGAUUUUCAAUAGUGAUUUGAAAUGGAAAAUACCUUGCAUUGAGAGAAUCAAUGAGGAACUGAGUUGUGGAGGUAACGUUAAAAGGUUUCCUACUGGUUGCAGUUGACGUAGUCAACGGUCCAGCUCAAUGUGUUAUAUAUGCUAAUUUAAGAUUUAAAGGGACACUUACUAGAUAUCAGUGAAGGGACCGUCAGUGUCAAGGCUAGUAAAUCAAGCUAACCAAUUUAGCAAGGAGAGAAAUUGAAAGACGUAAUUCCCAGGAAUAUGCCAGGAUCCACAGCAAGGCCAUGGAUGCUGUUCAGAAUUCUCUCAACAGGCUGAAGCAGCCAGGUAAAGACAGACCGUAGGUAAAGACACUAGACUAGUUGGGAAAAGUAAUGGCAAGAUUUACCCAAGGUCUGCAACUGCAACCUUCUUAAGUUAGACAGUAAGUGAAACAAAAGUUUAUGGAGGGAUGACACAAACCACAUUUGGACACCAGUUCAAUAAGGGGUAUAUUUUACUUAGGCCGAAGACCUAGGUUAGUGACAGUACACAUGGUUGUUACCUAUAACCUGUCUGUGCUGUGAAAUCCCCCUGCCCUCCCCCCCUUCUGCUUUUUGGUAUUUUAUUGUACUGUUAUCACCCCUUUUUUAGAUGUCUCGAAUAAUCCAGGUUUAUGAUGAGGAGAAACAGAGUAAUGUGCAGGUAAGCUGUUUCUAAUACACAUGGAGGGGAAAGGUUUGGCUGCCCAACCUGCCACUUGGAUUGUUAAAAACGUGGUUUUCCUGUGUUUUAUAUGUAUUUCCACACUGAGGUUAGAAUAAUAUUGUGAAAAUUAUGAUAAUGCCUUUUUAGUGUAAGAGCUGUUUGAAAAGACCGCCUGAAAUUUCAGCCUGUUUUGGUGGGAAGGAGUUUUGGGGUAAAUUUGUUUAGACCAAUAAAGAGUUCCAAACCUCUCUGCCAAUAACAGCUAGUUCUAGACAGUCCAAGCAAAAUUCUUGCUUGAGAAAUUGCUCUUUGCUUAAGAAGCUAUUUUUUUUCCUUCUUAUUUUUUACCAUUUUAUUUGAAAAAAAUCACAGUAAGGUACUUAAUUGUUACCCAGAAAUGAUUUGAUAUUGAGAUAAAACAUUUUAAAAAACCAGCUGCAUUGGACCUUUUAACCCACUCUAGUGUACUCCAUCCCCUCCCCUCCCAUUCCUUACCCAUUCUUCCCUCCUGUUCAAUGAUGCCCUCACACCCCACCUUCCUCAUACUCUCCCCCUCCUUCCCUCCUGGCAGGCGGACUCGGAGGUGGCACAGGCAGGGAAAGCAGUGAGUUUGUACUUUGAGGAGAGGCUGCUGGAGCUCUACCCAGAGGAGAGUUUUCCCGAGGUACCAGAGGAGCCCGAGGCCCCAGUUGGAGAGGGAGAGGAGGCAGAUCUCACAGAAGACUCAGAGGAUGAAUUUGUGCAACCUAAACGCAAGCGGUUAAAAACAGAUGAAAAGAUGCUCCACAUCAAGUGAGAAUCAGUGUUAAAAAAAGGAAAAGAAAAGGUCAAGAAGUGAAAGGAUUUUGUCUUCCUUAUCUGAAAUGCAGGACCUAUUGUACACAUUUACACGUUUAUUUCAUCCUUUGCCUCUUUUAGUUAUUGUAAAAUAGAAAUGAAAUUAGUCUGUAUCUGGCAAACUGGACUUUUUAAAGACAUAUUGGAAUUUCCACUCCUCCAUUUCCUCUGGCAAUUUAUGGAUGUUCAAAAAAAUGCUUGUACAGAUUUUAAGUAUGAUUUGUUUGCAGUAGUCAUUUUUUUUCUAUUAUCAUUUAUGAUAAUAUUUGUGAAACAUGCUUUAUAAAAUAUCCAAAACUCCCAUUUCCUCUAAUCUUAAAGUUUGACAUGAAUUACCUACCAAGUAUUUGUAUUGUGUUUGAAAUAUUUUACCGGCUGUAAAUAAGAAAAACCAAAUGAGGAAAAACCAGUGGCUUGUUUGGUCUUUCAUCAAUAAAUAAAAUAUGUUCAAAUAA
Coregonus sp. 'balchen' is the source of this 29357-nucleotide messenger RNA. The record is from the annotation of a GenBank genome assembly. Lineage: Eukaryota; Metazoa; Chordata; Actinopteri; Salmoniformes; Salmonidae.